GCGAGGCGGGCGCGCGCCCAGUGAAGGGCCAACGGUCGGGAGAAAGACAGGCCAGGAAGCGCCGCCAUUUUGAGGAGGAAGCAACCCAUGGAGGGCUUGGGCGCAGGCAGAAAGCACAGCUCCUGUCCAUAAUGUCCCCCAAGAGAACCUCCUGGUGAAGGAAGGCCUUUCUCAGCAGGCCUCAAGAGAACAAAAAAAAACUGAGGAGGAUGGCCCAUGCCCUCCCCAUCCCCUGCCCAGUGCAGAUCGGCACAGUGAGAAACGAAUCCCUCGAAGCCCGUUUACACGAGUUUGUGAAGCAAGGGAACUACGCCAAAGUGAAGAAGCUCCUCAAAAAAGGGAUCUCUGUCAAUGCCGUCAAUUCGUUGGGACAGACACCUUUAUUCACGGCCUCCUUGCUUGGUCUUGAAAAACUUGUUGACAUCCUUCUGGAUUAUGGCUCAGACCCAAAUCACCGUUGCUAUGAUGGGAGCACUCCAGUCCAUGCUGCAGCCUUUUCAGGCGAUCAGUCAAUUCUUAGUAAAUUGCUGGAUGCAGGGGGAGACUUGCGAGUCCACGACAAGAAUGGGAGAAACCCCCAAAGCUGGGCCGUGACAGCCGGGAAGGAUAUUAGUGCUCAGAUGCUAGAGUUCAUCCAGCGCUGUCGGGCACACAUGCAGGCUGCCCUCCAGAGUAAUUCCUUUGGGCUGUUUAGGAAAGUGGACUCUCCGAAAGGCUUAGUUUUUGCCCUCUCCAAGUUUGGGGGCAUCACACAAGGGACAAGCGACAGCCCACUGGGAAGGCUCCUGAAACGUGGAAACAGCCCUCCUCCAAACUUUUACAGCUUUGGCUAUGGGAAGUUUUAUCUUACAGGUGGCAAGCUGGGUUGCCUCGCUUCGUUCCCAAUCAUUGCAGAUAAGGAAAUAUCUCAGGCUGAUGAUGAACCGACUUUCUCCUUUGCCGCUGGGCCAUACAUGACGAUGACCAGCUUGAUGUGGCGCGGGAGUCAAGUCACAGUGAAGGAGCUCAACAUGAAGCCCCACCCGCAUUGCAGCAAACUGUGCCUCUUUGACCUCCUCCUUGCAGAACAGGAGUACAGUAGCAAACUCCGCCACCCUCAUCUGCUGCAGCUGAUGGCUGUCUGUUUAUCCAGUGACUUGGAGAAAACCCGAUUAGUGUUUGAGAGGGUUAACUUUGGCUCGCUCUAUAGCAUCCUACAUGAGAGGCGCUCCGAAUUCCCCAUCAUACACAUGGAGACCAUUGUGCACAUCCUGCUCCAGGUGAGCGAUGCUUUGAGGUUUCUCCACUCAUGUGGCUUCGUCCAUCGCACUGUCAGCUCCUACGCUGUGGUGAUCGUUUUGCCUGGGGAGGCCAAGCUGACCAACCUGGAGUACAUGAUUGAAAGCAAGGAUGGAGGAGAGCACAGUGACCUGACACGGGUUCCCAUCCCUUCCCAGCUCUAUAAGUGGUGUGCUCCAGAAGUUAUUCUCGAGAGGCCUGCCACCACCAAAUCCGACAUCUACAGCUUCUGUGUGUUGAUGCAGGAGGCACUCACAGAAACAAUUCCCUGGGAUGGAUUUGAAGGGUCGGAUAUUAGGAAUGUCUUUACUUCUGGGCAAUGGUUAGAAGCUGACGCCAGGCUCCACAAAUCCUACUAUGACAUUGUGAAGAUUGGCCUGGAGCCCAGGCCGAAGCCACGCACCAUCAGCCUGCAAGACAUCCGCUACGCUCUGAAGACUGACUUAAAGGAUUUGCUCCAGCCUCACAGGAAUUGUGGGCCACUAAAGACUGAGACCCCUCCUGACAUCAAUAUCUGCUUGCCAUCAGCCUCCGUUGCCUCAUUGAAGAUACCAGAAGCUCAAGAAGAGCCAGACCAAACUGCCAGGAGUUUCACUACUGUGUCGAGAUGUGCGGCUUCCUGUGACGUUGGCGGUGCUGUCGUCCAUGACCUCCGGCCUGCAGUUCGCAUGGCUCAGUCGAGCCCGGUCCUGGAUCCCAGCAUACGGGGCGAUGCCAGUGAUGCCAGCGACAGCCUUUGCAGCUUUGUGAUCAACGAGAUCUAUACCUGCUACUCGGAUUUAUGUGAGGAGGGUGUGGAGGAUGAAGAAGAAGAAGAACUGAGGAAGCAGGGCCCCAAAACCCAAAGGGAGUUGCAAACUGACCCAAGAGAUAGGGCUGAAACCCAGUCACCAGAACCCACCAAACUCCAGAAUUGGCAGAGGAGCCUCAGCGAGGAAAGCAACUCUGACACGGAAGCCGAGUGUCAGGAAGAGGAGCUGGAGUUCCCUCAGAGUCCCGCUGGACAGACGACAGGUUAUGACAGCAACAGAGGCAAGAUGAGUCUGUCCUCAUUUGAGCAGAGUUUUGGAAAGUGUGUCCUAACUCUAACCAUUUGUCAGACGAAGCUGCGGGAAGCAACAGAAUCUCUCUGCCGCACGGAAAACCUCUUGGAUAUAGCGGACGCCAACCCACAGUGGUAUCAACUGUUUCCAAGGGCCCCACAGGAACAACCACGCAGCACCUCUGCUUCUCUCCAGGCCCAUGCUGAGAAAGUGAACGCUGCCUUGAGAAAUCUUAAGGUGCCCUACGCCGGAGAUAGGGUGCUCCUCUGGAAAGCAGUGGGCCCUCCGUCAAGGAACUAUAUCCCUCCGCCGCUACGCAGUCUGGACAACUUCCAGCCCGUGGUCAUUCCUUCUUUCCAAGUUCUAGAAAAGGAGUGCAAAGACAGCCAAAGCCAAGACACCACAUGCUGGAGUGAUUUUGGAUUAGAAGUGCCUGAAAAGCUUGGGGGCAGAGGCGGAGCAGAGCCAAACUAUCAGGUUUUGCAUCCAGGUGUGACCAUCAGAAGGAAGAAGACCACAAGCCCCCAGCCGCAUUGUGGGAGCCCCAAAGUGGAUGGAGCAAAUGCUUCUGAGGGGUUCUCUUCCAAAUCCAUCCCUGCAAUGUAUGAAGCCAGUCUGAGGAGGGAAGAGAGGAGAAUGGUGCAACCUGAGUGGACAAUGGAAGUGAAGCAGAUGGCCAAAAAGACCGCUUCUGGUCAUCUUGGCCACCCUGCUCAGUACCCUCCUUCGAGUGGCUGGACCUCGGAGAGCGAAACAGAAAGCCAGCAGAGCCCCUCCAGCCGAGAACAAUUCUGGCGCUGCCCCCCAAAUACUGCAGCAGGAAGACAGCAAAUUGGCUGCGGAGUUGGGGACCACAAGCUGUUCUUUGACUCCGAAGAGGAGAAAGUGCCGAAAAGAACUGCGGGGACCCAGAGCCAAAGCAAAAGCAGCCAAUUUCCAACAAAGAAAGACCUAAUGACAUGUGGCGUAACCUUGCGCAAGAAUGCAGCCCUUUCUGUCGCUGCGGAGGACCUUUGCAAGGGUCGAAUCGAUUCCCCAUCUUCCUCUCUGGAUGUUUCGGAGGAGUUUCUAACUCCUGAUGAGGACCUUUUCAUCCCAUUAGCUCCUCAGGAGAAUUUAGAAUUUGAGAGUUCGGCUGUUGAAGAAGAUCUGGAAAUAACCCAGAUACUGUGUGGGCAAGAUGACUUGGAGGUCUCCCAAGAAAUCUGUCUGGAACAUCCCAUAACUACAGUGCAAGAUUCAGAAGAAAAAUGGCUUCCCUGCAGUGCGGAAGCAAAACAUCUCAACAAUGGAGCUCCAGGAGGGGACUCUUUUGCGGCAAGAUCAUUUGCAGACAUCCAGGAUUUGUCCAGUAUCUCUGGCGAGAACAUGCACAGCCCAAAGGUUUAUAAAACUCCCAAGAGCACCCACUCACCAACUGAUGCCAGUACUCCGAUCAGCCCAGCCACGGCGCCGCCAAGGUUUUUCUCCACUGUCGUCAAAAGCAAGGAUCGCUGCGUGAUGAAGAUAGACACAACAUGUUGGCCUACCCAGGAAGGAUCAUUCUCAGGACUUAGUACCUUCACCACCGCCACUGAGAAAGGGAAGAGUGUGGAGCUGCCUUCUGCUGAUUUCCCAGAACUUGAUGACUCCUUGGUAGCCGACAUUCAGUCACUAGUUUGUAGGGGUCAGAAAAAAACAGAGAAUAAGCUUCCUUCCAUUCCACAGAGAGGAGUUCCUGAGCAAGGCGAUUCAAAAGAGCAAGAGCCAGAAGAAAUAACCCUGAACAAAUGCAAAGCUGAUUGCAGCCUCUGCAUCGACGAGACUUCAUGCCUCGAAGAAGAGACGGAAAGGGCUCAUUCAAGCCUAGACAACAUUUUGGAGUUAGUCCUCGGGCCGACUGCCGACAGCCGCAGCUCUCGCGAAAAGCCUCCGGACCCUGUCAAGAGGAGGCCAAGCCACACAGACCUCAGAAAUAUCGAGAUGAAGGGAGGCGUGGAAGAUAGCUUCAGUGAAUCUGAGGGUUCCACCGAGAAUGCCGAAGGUGUUUCUUGAGCAAUAAAAAGACAUCCUGAACCGUG
Molecule: messenger RNA, 4381 nt
Organism: Anolis carolinensis (green anole)
Lineage: Eukaryota; Metazoa; Chordata; Lepidosauria; Squamata; Anolidae
Gene: tex14
Product: testis expressed 14, intercellular bridge forming factor
Exons: 27
Coding region: 210-4355 (1381 amino acids)
Biological process (GO): mitotic sister chromatid separation; attachment of spindle microtubules to kinetochore; male meiotic nuclear division
Cellular component (GO): intercellular bridge; kinetochore; midbody
Molecular function (GO): protein binding; protein kinase activity; ATP binding
Source: RefSeq, a predicted model, not a curated record